UGGGAAUGGGGGGCGAGGGCGGGGUUCAGUGCUCGGCUCCUUGUGGUUCCCAAGGUUUGUAGGGCAAAGGGAUUGAUUGCCCUUGUAGAUCUUGAAUUUGAAGAAAUCUUCAGAAGAACCUGGUACACUGGCUCUCCUGUAAUCUAGCACUUGGGAGGUCUGGUAUGAGGACACUGCCUACAUAUCUCACUUGAGUGAAGGCGGUGAGGUUUUCCCAAAGAAGACAGAGAAGCAUCGGGGCAGCUAUGGGGCUGCUGACUGGAGAUGGUCUGUGGUCUGUGGCCGUGCUCACAGUCAUCUUCAUGUUACUGGUGGAUCUGAUGUAUCGGCGCCAGCGCUGGACUGCCCGAUACCCACCUGGCCCCAUGCCAUUGCCUCUACUGGGCAACCUGCUGCAAGUGGACCUCAAGAAUAUGCCAUACAGCUUGUACAAGCUUCAGUGUCGCUUUGGUGAUGUGUUCAGCCUGCAGAUGGCCUACAAGCCAGUCAUCGUGGUCAAUGGACUGAAGGCCGUGCGUGAGGUGCUGGUAAACUGUGGCGAAGACACUGCUGACCGUCCUCGAAUGCCAAUCUAUGAAUUCCUGGGCUUUGGGCCUAAAUCCAGAGGUGUGGUCCUUGCACCUUACGGGCCUGAGUGGAGAGAGCAGCGAAGAUUCUCUGUGUCCACCCUGCGCAACUUGGGCCUGGGCAAGAAAUCACUGGAGCAGUGGGUGACAGAUGAGGCUGGCCACCUCUGUGAUGCCUUCACCAACCAGGCUGGGCGUCCUUUUAAUCCCAGCACCAUGCUGGACAAAGCUAUGUGCAAUGUGAUCGCGUCCCUCAUUUUUGCCCGUCGCUUUGAGUAUGAAGACCCUUACCUCACUGAAAUUUUGAAAAUAGCAGAAGAACUUUUGGAAGAACUUUCUGGCUUCAUUCCUGAGGUUUUGAACAUGUUUCCGGUGCUCCUGCACAUCCCAGGGCUGGCUGAUAAGGUCUUCCCACACCAGAAGGUGUUUUCUGCCAUGUUGAAGAAGCUGUUGGCUGAGCACAAGAUGACUUGGGAUCCUGCCCAGCCACCCCGAGACCUGACUGAUGCCUUCCUGGAUGAGGUGGAAAAAGCCAAAGGGAAUCCUGAGAGCAGCUUCAAUGAUGGGAACCUGCUCAUGGUGGUGGCUGACCUGUUCAUGGCGGGGAUGGUGACCUCUUCAACCACACUGUCCUGGGCCCUGCUCCUCAUGAUCCUGCACCCGGAUGUGCAGAGCCACGUCCAACAGGAGAUUGAUGAUGUCAUAGGGCAGGUGCGGCAUCCAGAGAUGGCAGACCAGGCCCGCAUGCCCUACACCAAUGCUGUUAUUCAUGAGGUGCAGCGCUUUGGGGAUAUUGCCCCAUUGGGUUUUCCACACAUGACAUCCCGUGACAUUGAAGUACAAGGAUUCCUCAUCCCCAAGGGGACGAUCCUCAUCCCCAACCUGUCCUCAGUGCUGAAGGAUGAGACUGUCUGGGAGAAACCCCUCCUCUUCCAUCCUGAACACUUCCUUGAUGCCCAGGGCCGCUUUGUGAAGCAUGAGGCCUUCAUGCCAUUCUCAGCAGGCCGCAGAGCAUGCCUGGGGGAGCCCCUGGCCCGCAUGGAGCUCUUCCUCUUCUUCACCUGCCUCCUGCAGCGCUUUAGCUUCUCGGUGCCUGAUGGACAGCCGAAGCCCAGUGACCAUGGGGUCUUUGCAAUGCCCGUUGCCCCCUCCCCCUACCAGCUCUGUGCUGUACUGCGCCAGCAGGGACACUAAUUCCAGUCCUGCUCUGUUGCUAGGACUGAACCCUGCACAAUAAACUAGUCUUGUGGCUGCCACUGUUUCCUGCUCCAUCCUCAGUCCCUAUAUCUGCUGGGUCCUCAGACAACAGUCUCCAGCCAACCUUUACCACUGGUCUCAUCCCUUCCCAGGAGACAGCUAAUGCUGAGAGAAAAGGUUGUGCUGAGCCUAGCAUUGGCACAGGCCUGUUAUUUCCACACACGGGAGCCUGAGGAAACAGGAUUACAAGUCUGAGGCUACCCAGCCCUGUAUAGCAAGUCAACCUGGACUACAUAGUGAGAGCUUGUAUCAUUAAAAACAAAAGGAAGGAGGGAGAAAGAACUGUGCUGGUAUUUAGGAGUGACAGCUGACCCUAUGUCACCUAUAAAGACCUAUCCAUGGUGACCAGGUUUGUGACAAACUGCAAGUAGAUGUCAAGACUCCAUGAGUCUCAGAUGACAUGUAAAUGUAUUUUUGCUAAGAGCCAGCUCUGCUCCUGUCUGAGUGACAGCCAGUGGCAGUGGUCCCAAUGUGGGGAGCCUUCCCUGCAUUCUCCAUUACAAGAUGGCGCCUGCAUCCGGCAGUCACCGAAUGUAAACAAGUUAGUGCGCAGGCGCUGGCUAACUUUCCAUCCCUUGGUCUCUGCCUCUUCCGUGGCAUCAUAUGGUCCUAUGAGCUGCAGCGAGUCAGGGGGUAACACGUCCGAGGCGGCGGUUGCCAGCCUUUAUAAGGGAUGGGUUUUUGGGAGUUCGGGGUCUCCACCCUGUAAGCUUAUGCUCUCUCUCUCAAGAUGCAUUAAAGCUUUACUGCAGAAGGA
Messenger RNA from Cricetulus griseus (Chinese hamster), 2580 nucleotides. The record is from RefSeq and is a predicted model, not a curated record. Lineage: Eukaryota; Metazoa; Chordata; Mammalia; Rodentia; Cricetidae.